AUGUGCUCUAUUCCGGAGCCCAUACCACAUAUCUACACAGGAGUUCAAGACUUCUUGAAUAAGUCUCAGAGGUCCUGGCAGGCUGCCUGCGCGGCGUGGAAUGAAGUCCCAGAUGCUCCAACCAUAAGGCUGCCAGUUCAGAAGGCGAAAUUUUUUUGGACUGACGCUUCUGUGCAUCGAGGUUCUGUAGGAUGGGCGGCUGUGUUUCGGAAGGACUGCACCUGGGUGCGUAUUAUGGCAAGAGGAUCUGGAGGAGACUCAUCCCGUAUCGCAGAGCUUCAAGCCAUCGACCUUGCCCUUGACUACACGAUACAGCUCGUUGAGAAGAAGACGGAGAACGAAAAGGGCCGGCUGCAAGUACUUCAAGUGUACACUGACUGCCAAGCCGCGCUAUUAUGUUUGAGGAAAGCUCUAAGAGACUUGUCAGCUUUGGACACCGACAACGAAGAUCGACGUUUUAAAUACAAGACAAUUAAAUCGCAGGUGGCUCAGAAGAUAGCGUUGGAGAUGGGGCAUAAGGUCGUAAAGCUUCAAGAAGUUGGCGUAUAUGCUGAGUUUCACUGGGUGCCUCGGAACAAAACCAUUGGAAACAUCCAUGCUCAUAAGGGCGCUGGUCUUGUGAGAAUGGGAGGGGGAUGUGACUAUACGCUCAACAAUGCACUCAUCGAGUUCCAGCCAGCUGACCCUGCUGGGGAAGGAGAUGAUAACAAGACGAGUGUAUGCCUAGAACACGUUUAUGCAACCGUGCCGCAGAAACAUAUGGCGGAAGAAAUUACGUCGACGUUGAGAGAAAGAGCGGCAACAGUCAAAGAGAUACUCGCAGAGAUGGCCCAGGAUGCUGCAAAAGAAAGGGAACGCGAAGCUACUUGGCAAAGACUAGCCGAAGCAAAAUCAGAAAGCCCCGAAGUUGGGAUCGAUUGGCACAGCGACAUUUUUGCUAUAGACCCAGAAUUGUAUCUUCCUUUGCCAGAGGAGAUGACCGGUGUGGUUACUAGCAAAGUUGCAGCAGAGGGGGCAACUGGCACAUGUACUGGAGAAUAG
Molecule: messenger RNA, 1041 nt
Organism: Fusarium graminearum PH-1
Lineage: Eukaryota; Fungi; Ascomycota; Sordariomycetes; Hypocreales; Nectriaceae
Exons: 3
Coding region: 1-1041 (346 amino acids)
Molecular function (GO): nucleic acid binding
Source: RefSeq, a predicted model, not a curated record